Messenger RNA from Darwinula stevensoni, 4433 nucleotides. NCBI's taxonomy places the organism in Eukaryota, Metazoa, Arthropoda, Ostracoda, Podocopida, Darwinulidae. The record is from the annotation of a GenBank genome assembly.
ACUUCUGCUUGACUGUGAAUUCAGUAUUACAGUUUCCAGAUGACUUGUCAUCUGCUGGAAGUACUGCUAGCAUGACAAAAGCAAACAGGCCCAACUGCUACUUUGAAAGUAAGCAUAGGCUUCAGAGAAGACUUAGAGAGAAACAGCUCUUGAGUCAGAACAGGAAGCCUAAAGUGGAAAUUUCAUGUGAGCCUUUAAAAGAAGAUGAGAGAGACAUUGCAGAAGGUGGAGAUGUGGAGGAAAUCCUUAAAUACAUUGAAAAUGAGGAGGAGAAUCAAGACUCAAAAGUAAUGGAUCCAAAGAAAGCCGCAAAGAAAGCUCGUCAGAAGCAGCGCAAGCUGGAGGAGAAGCAGCGAGAAGAUGAGGAACAAUCUCAAUCAACAUUAACCAGCCAUGGAAGUAGUGUUCUCAACCCUAUCUUCCCUUGCCAGGAAUGUGGAAGUAACACAGGGACCAAUACCUACCAUCAUCUUCCUCACCAUCAUCCUGGAGCUGCCCCAUCAAACUGCUUUUAUUACUAUCCUCCAAUACACCCUGCAAUGUACGAUGGGUGUAUACCCCCUUAUCCACAAUAUGGACGAACUGCGCCUUAUUCUUCGUAUGCCUAUCCCUCUGCUCUACCCUCCUCAUGUUACCCAUGGUCUCCUAUGCCUGAGAAUUCCAUGACUCCUUCCAACCCUCUAUAUUCAGAAGCUCAAAUGCAGGAAAAUGCAUCCAGUGAAGAAAGUGUGAACUUUUCGAGUAAGAUUGACUCCCGAUCUAGUGGCAUGGCAGCACUGAUGGAGGGUAUUGCUAAGAGAAGUGGGAAUAACCGGUCUCAAGUUCUCACUAUUCGUCGCCUCAUGCAACCCAAUAAUGCUGAUCCGACUGUUACCAUUUCUGUGAAAGGUGAAAAUCCUGAACAGGAGAAAGUCCUUUUCACUCUUCAAAAUGGUCAAGUGGUUCAUGGAUCAAGUGAUGUCGGUGAUAAUGGAAAGAAAAGGAAGAAGAAAAAGAAGAAGAAAAAACUCCCUACUGAUGGUGCUGUUCUUGGUGAAGAGCAAUUUUCAGAUUUUCCUGUGGAGGAUGAUGCAGGAAAUGCCACUCAAGCAGCAGAGGACAGUGUUAUGGAAUCAUGUACUCCUCAGUCUGUUGAUGAUGCCACUUCAUCCUCAGAUCUCAUUGCAGUUCAGAAUAUGGGACAUGAGGGACAAAUGGAACAGGAGAAAGAUUCCUCUUAUUCCCCAGGCAUCAGUGAGGAUGUGGAGCAGACUUUGAGGCAUUUUUGUGCACCUGUAUCAUCUACAUCAUGGUUCACAUUGGCACAUCUUGUUGAUGAGAAACUAAAACAGGAAGGUGUAGAAGUUCAGCUAAAGGAAACAUUGGAAUUGGGGGCUGAACCAGUGCGUUCUGGAAGAGCAACAGAGUGGAUGCAGUCAUCAGUUGCAUUGGAUAUUUGCUCUGUUCUGGGAAGUGCCUCAAAAGUGGUAAAAAAUUGUUUGGAAGAGAGAUCUAUAUCAACUGCAGUUGCACUCAUGGAAGAGGCUAUUCAGUCCAAAGUCUUGCAUGGAGGGAAGGUGAUUCAAGCUUGGUUACAAAAAGUGGGAGAAUAUGCAAAAGCAUGCAGGUCAUCCUGGAAAGACCUGACUUCUCAUUCUCAGUCAUUAUCUCUCAAGCAGGUCUCAAAGCUAAUUGUGAUCCUAACAACACUUUUGACACACAUUAUGUUUUUGAUGAAAUUAUUCUGCAGUUGUAUGCCUCCUACAUCAAAUGGAGAUGAAAAUGAGGCUCUCCAAUUGUUGGAAAACUUCAGGAGACUUUCUUUAAAACAGGAGCUCAAAGAUGAUCCUGUUAAGAACUGUUUGUGUUGUGAUUGUAAGAGUGACCAUGGUGAUCACACCCAUUCCACAUUGUCACAGUAUACUGAUAAACUCCUCCUUUGUUUUGGGGAGCUAAAUCUUGAUGCUACUGUAGCAUUGCACAGGUUGAAUGAACAUACAAGGGAAUGGAUUGAACAGUUCUCAGGGGAAGAUUUGUUUGAACUUGUUGAAGAUGGACCAUUUGCUGUAACAAUGAGCAUGGAAACUUUAGUGCAAGAUGGGGCAAAUUGCCUUGUUUUUGGCUUUCUUAUGAAGGAAGUUCUCAGACUUGUGAUAUUGGUUGAAAGUCACAUAGAAGAAGAGGACAUGCUUGGAUACAGCCAUGUGCAGACUUGUGAUUCAUCAGUGAUAGAGAAUGGGGAGAAAAAUUUCAUUGAAGACUUACCUCUGGAUACUCAAGAUCCCUUUCUAGCAACUGAGAGUUCCCCAGGAGCAGCAUUGACCCAAUUGACAUCACUCAGUUGCAAUUCACCAGUGUCAGAAAAGAAUUCCACUAGUGGCAUUGGAUGUCCACCUGACAGUACAGACACUUUUGUCUCUACCAACAAAGAGCAAGUAGGAAAAGAGAGAGGUGCCAUGACAUCGUCAGUGUCCAGUGAAAAGGAGACCAAAAAAGAUAGAAAGAAGAAAAGUCAUAAUCAGCCUCAAUUCUCUGAUGAUGAUGUGAUCCAGACAUUUGUGAAAAACUUCAAUAUUUCCCCUGAUAUCACAAUCACCCGUGUUACAAACAAAUCAUCAGUGAGAUUGAAAAAGGAACCCUCACUAGGUUCAUUUGGAUCUCCACCUCCAUUGCAGAAGGAGCCUCCCCACAGUCUUCCACAGCAGUCUCCAUCUAAUGUGAUAGUUGUGGAUACCAAUCAGAGGAAGCCUGGGAUGCCCUUAACUCCCAGUAUGCCAUCAUCCCUCCCAUUCCACAUGCCCCCAAGGAAUGGAACAUCUUCAUUGAUACCACCACCUCUGCCACCGCCACAGUGUGUUCCUUGGUAUCCAGGGAAUAUGUGUCCACCAGUCCCUACUUCACAACACCCAGGCCCACCCAACUUAUCUCCAUAUUGUUUUCCUCAUCAAUCUUCUGCACCUACUUCCACAUCUAUCACUGGGUAUCAUAAUCAUAUGCUGACCUCCAAUCAGUUUCUGCAUAAGCAGUCAUGUGCAGUGAAUGAAGAUAAACAAGCUAAGAGCAAAAAAGAGAAGAAGAAAAUGAAGAAGGGAGCCUCCUCUGAUGAACUUUCUGUGGAUGAGUGCAAGUCAUCUGUUAAGAUCGGAGGAAGUUCAUGUGCUUUGUGUGCUGGGGCUGCAUGUUCAGCUUACAGUAAUAUGUGUCUACCGUGCCAUACUCCUACCAACUGUUCAACAUGCCAAACACCUAUUGAUUACAAGUCAAAUGAUCAGCAAAAUCCAUCUCAUGGAAUGCAGGAGGGACAAAAUAAGAAAAAUGACCAACAAAACAAGAAUCAGUGUAAGAAAAAACCACAGAAACAGAGGUGUAAUGGUGAGAAGGAGAAUUCUGGAGAAGACAAGGGGGCAUCUAAGACUGUAAAAAUCACAAUGAAUGGAUUCGUGAAUGACCAUCAUCCACCCCAUUCACAUUAUCACCACCAUCUCUCUCAUCUUCGUCAACAUUGUCAUCACCCCAUGCCCUGUUGUUACCGGCAAACAGUUCCAAUGCUCAAUGCCAAUGGCAUCUCUGGCCCAAGUCCCAAGAUAUGCUCAAUGCAUGGCUCUAUGAAUCAAGAUCAAGGAGAGGAAUGUGAUGAACACAACCUAUCACCUUCUGGAUCAGAUGAUAGCAAAAACCCAUGUUUUCCUCAAAAAGUAGGUGCUAAGUUUUCAGAACCUAAACCCUCCAAGACAGGAUGUGGUACUGCACCCAUUGAAGCAGGCAAAAACAACAAGGACACUAAUCCAGCAGGAAACAAGAUUAAGAAGACCAGUAAAAAGAAGGGGAAAAGCCAGAUGUCUAAUCAGAGGGGGAAUGGUACAUUUUCUCCUGAUACUGAGAAAGUUAUUGAAGCAUUAUCUGUGUUGGACAAAACGUGCCUCGAUUUUGGGAUCACUGGGACAUGUUCUGAGGGGGGGAAGAAGAAGAAUCGCAAGAAAAAGGGUCGUGGAAGUGAUGACUUGAGUGAGAAUGUGUUUGCCCCAAAGAAUGUGGACUUAGAAGAUGAAACAUUGGAUGAAACAGAAAAGGAACUGGAAGCCUUCAAAAGGUUCUGCUUGAACUCUGUCCCUCUGGAGAGGAAGGAAAAGGUGAAUCUUAACAUUAAAGAUAUCUUUGUGAAGAAGAAAUCAACAUCCCCACCUAGCUAGUCAUUCCUGAGAUCUGAGAUACUGUAGUUCAUACAUAUAUCACAAUAUGCCCUUGGUUCAAUGGAAUCAUCUUUGAAAUUGUUUGCUCAUUAAACAAGGCUGAUAGCUAUUGGCUUGUAAAUUUAUGUUCUAAAUUACAUAUUCUGUCUUCAGUAUGUAGGUUGCAUUUUGUUUGUUGAUCCAUGCUACAGUUGUUCAGCUUUAUCGUGGUAAAUCUUCGUAGUUUAUUUUGUAUGCCUUUUUUCCCUUGGGCUGUUCCUCCCC